Molecule: messenger RNA, 7228 nt
Organism: Ostrea edulis (European flat oyster)
Lineage: Eukaryota; Metazoa; Mollusca; Bivalvia; Ostreida; Ostreidae
Product: lysocardiolipin acyltransferase 1-like
Exons: 5
Coding region: 428-1519 (363 amino acids)
Cellular component (GO): endomembrane system
Molecular function (GO): acyltransferase activity
Source: RefSeq, a predicted model, not a curated record
AGGUACCGAUCUGUUCAGAAUCCGGAAUACUGGCAAGCAUUGUUGUUAACGCCCUCGUACUUUGAAAAAAAAAAAAACUGUUCAUUACUGUUUAAACGAAAAUUCGCUAAAAUUAUUUAUUGACAUAGAUAUUGUUUUACACACAUUUUUUUUAUCAAAAUUAUGUUGCCUCUGAGGAGCAAACUUGAAAGGGACCCAAACCUAUUAGGGUCGAAUAUUUACAAAUCCUCUGGCAACCGAUUUGUUUGGUUCUCAUGUAGGAGAGUACCAGUUUUUUCUUCUGCAGUUAUGUUACCGUUACUCGUUAGUAUGACCAUUGGAAAAAUGCAUGUCUACGCCUACCCAUCACACAUACAUUUACACAAUCUGUAGAAGAACAACACCCAAUGUAUCGGGGAUAAUUAUGCAUGAGUUCUAGUGAAGCAUCAUGUCGCGUUUUAAAGGGAUUUUGUUCUCCUUUUUGAUGCUGUACAGCAGCACGUUUGGAGCCAUCUUUUUCCUUACUCCUCUCAUUCCACUUGUGUUCUUUCAACCUAAAGUGGGGCGACAAAUGAUGGACCAAAUGAUAUGGAUCUGGCAGAUAUACGCGGUGUUUCUGGUGGAGAAAUUGUGUGGGGUGAAAGUUGUAAUCACAGGAGAACCAGUGGGGUGUGACGAUAGCACCAUCAUCUUGAUGAACCACCGGACACGCUUUGAUUGGCUCUAUAUCUUCUCUUACAUCCUAAGACAUGGACCUCUCCGUAGAUUCAAGAUCAGCAUGAAAGACAUCCUGAAAAAUGUACCAGGACCUGGUUGGGCCAUGCAGUGUGCUGGCUACCUCUUUCUACAGAGAAAAUGGGAAGCUGAUAAAAAAAUAAUUUUGAGAUGCCUUACUUACUUUAGGAAACUGGGCUACAAACCUCAGAUUCUGUUUUUCCCAGAAGGUACAGAUUUGACUGCCAAUACGAAAAUUCGGAGUAACAGAUUUGCAGAAAAGAAUAACUUGGAACCCUAUGAAUAUGUCCUCCAUCCAAGGACAGCUGGGUUUUCAUUUCUAGUGGAAAAAAUGAGAGAAGUGAUCUCACUGGACUCCAUCCUGGACGUCACUAUAGGGUACCCAGAGAACUUUCCUCAGAACGAGAAGGACAUUCUAGCAGGCAAGUUCCCUGAACAAGUACAUUUCCACGUCCAGUCUCACAGUGAGGCUGAGCUGCCCCAGGACAAGGAGGGAGUGGAGAGCUGGUGCCAGAAGUGCUGGAUGAAGAAGGAGAAACGACUGAGAGAGUUCUACACAGGACCCAGGGUGUUCAAAGACAAACCAAUCCAAACUCGUAUCAGGGAUGAACAAGAAGUUCAACAUUUGUUCAAGUUCACUUGCCUGUUCUGGACUGUGUUCGAGAUUUGUGUUGUGGUGUUCAUGAUCUAUGCUCCGGUUUUAAGAUGGUAUUCUUUGUUUUCUAUUAUCACGUAUGUACUGAUAAGUAAAUAUGGAGGUAUCGAUGUGUUAUUAGACAGUGAGGCAUCAGAUUUGUGUAAAUGAUUGCUUUGAAAUAAAGUACAGUGUAUUUGGUUUAAUCUUAAGCUUUAAUAAGUAUGUGAAUUUAAUCAUUUAAAUGUUUAUUUGUUCUGAGUUUUUACUUUGUUAGAAAUUUGUUACAUGAAUAUAUUCUUGAGAGGGGUCUUUUGUAAAAGAUACUAUGCUUGUAUUCAGAAAGCUUUAAUUUGUAUUGGCUUGUUCAUAUAUCUAUUCAAGUGUAUUACCACAUACAUGUACAUUUUUGAUCACCAUUUACUUUUGUUUUAAUGAAUCAGUACUUUGGUGAGGUUACUAUAGUAGUUUUAAAGUUUUAUGAAACUUGAAAAAGUAACUGGGAUAACAAAAAAAAGUAUGUAUAGGAAUUUUUGAAUGAUAUCUCAAUACCUGUGUAACUUGAAAUUUUCAAACACUUUUUUUUUUUUUAAAUUUUUCAAUUUAUCAUUUAGAACUUUGCAUGCAUUUUCUAAAUUUUCAUGUAUCAGAUUACCUUAUAAGGACAUUUGAUAUACAUGCAAAAAUGUUUUCAGUCAGUUAUUGUGUGUUUGUGUGUGUGUGUGUGUGUCACACACACACACACACACACACACACACACAAACUAACACACACACAAACUAACACACACUAGAAACAGAAAUAUUUGUGGAGGUGUAAAGUUUGUUGGCUACAUUUAUCAGUGAAAUUUUAAAAUCCUUGACCAAUUUUUAAUCCAAAUAUUCUAGAAUGCAGAGUUACAAUCCUGUUAACAUCAGUAAACGAUAUAGCACUUUCACCAUUCAUUACUUUAUAUAAACGUAAUGAAGUGGACAAUAGGUAUAUUUAAGCAUUGAUUUUUUGUUAUACAAACCAAAAUAACUGAGUAACCCGUAAUCAAUGAAUUAGGGACACUUUUUAAAGUUAUUUUUUACUCUCUUAUUUUUCCGUUCUCAAUAAUUGUUACUUAACAACCGAAUUCGACAGUGAUUCCGACCAGCCAAAACCUGUUAUGUAGACACUCGUCUUCUUUGGACACUACAUCAAACACGUGCAACUUACUAACAAUUUGUAUGACCAGGUUAAAUCUCGCUGACAAGAAGAUCAAUUAUAAUUUCCUUAAGAUAGACUUACAUGAAUACAAUCUGUAACUGAUGGUAAGAACUCAACAAGUUAAACAAACCGUAAAAUAGCACGGUUGAAUUGCUAUUUGAAUCAUGAUUAGUCAAUAGCAAUUAACCUGACAAUUCAUUUAAAAAUAUUGAUUCCUGAAUUAUUUGUUUUUUACAAGUAUGUACCAUUUCAAGAUUUGUAAUCGUAAUAUACAUUGACCCUGAUGUCACUACAUUGACCCCGAGGUCACUUCAUUGACCCCGGAGGUCCAAGUUCGAAAUGUAGUCUCUGCUGUUGUGUAAGUUUUGUAAAAAUGUUAGGAAAAAGUUACGCUCACUGAUUCUUGAAGAAAAGACAGAUUCAUAAUGCGGAAUUGCAAUUUCAUGCAAUUUGUUCCCAGGUGUAAUACAAAACAGUGCACGGAGUUGUAGUUCAUUUUGUGAGGCGAUGGUAGUGAGUGAUAAAAAUCUACUUUUGAAACAUUGAAAUUAAAUCUCACAUGAUAUUAGAUUUGGUACUAAAACAACAAAAUUUUAACCUCAUGAAAAUAUGUGCUUCUACAAUGUACAUACACACACAGAUAUAUCUAUACACAAAUGGCAUGCUGUCAAUAAUUAAUUUAUUUCUUAAAAUGUUCUAAUAAAAUAGUGCUAUAUUCAAAAUUUGAUAUUUCAUGAGUUGUAGCAAAACAAUUUUGCCUUUCAAAGAUAUUCAUUUUAUGCUAAUUGAAUAUUUUUUUUAAAGAUUCAUUGCAUAGUAUUUCAGUAAGUUGUGACUGGAUACUUUUUACAAUGUUGGUGUAUUGAGAGCACAUUAGCAUCAUUAUUACAAGCUGCAUAUGGAUUAUAUUUAGUUUGUACAUUAUUUGAUUUUAGAGGAGUAGUGCCAACAUUAGAUUAAUUUAUAUAACAUAUAUCCAAGUUCCACUGCAAGCAUAAAUAUGAUGAACAAUUCACAAUAUCCUGUCACUUUACAGGGUGGAAGGUUGCUUUAUGUGAGUCCUAUGACUUGGAUUUCCGUAUGAUGUGAUUCUUACGAUUUAAUUUACACUGAUUAUGCUCCUGAUAUUAAAUUAUCAAUACUUUAUUUCCAAGUCAUAUCCACAUGUAUUUCAUUCAUCUAUGGAGAAUUGCACCGUAGUGGCAUUUAAAGUUUUAAUUAUAAACAGUUCAAGUGUAUGAAAUACACAUGUAGCUAAAGCACUUAGUAUGGUUUGUGUUUUAUUUUUAUUUUCCUUCUUAUGAUAUUAGAUAGUUGACUCAACCCCUUAUUUACAUAUGUAUUUCAUUCAAUUUAUUUUUACAAUAGUUGAUUUUUUUUUGAUUUUUUUAUUUUUGCUUAGUUGAGCUAACGAUUCAGCAAGCUGGUGCUUGUAUGUUCCUUGUCUGUUCAUUUGUCACUGGUAUCUUAAGAAUCACUAUAAACCCAUUUUCAACCAAACUUGGCACAAAGCAUCCUAAAGUGAAGGAUGUGUUCUUUCAAAGGAGAGAUAAUUGUAUUUGAAAGCAAAGUCCUAAAACUUCAUGAUAGAUUCCUCAGAUUUCAUUUUUAUAAAACAAAGGAUUCAGGGGUGCAAAGUUGUUACACGGGAAAUAUAGUGGGAAAAUUAUCCGAGAAAAAAACUUGCCACAAUGUUAGUUGUUUUAAAAAGAUAAUGUUCUGGCAUCUUCAUUGUGUGUCAAGUUUGUUUAAUCCAUAUUGUCUGUAAGUGUGAUGUUCUACAUAAGGAGUGAACAGAAAGUGUUCUUUAUAAGAACACCUAGGACACAGUGUGUCAAAAUAAUAUCCUGGGGUAACAAGCAUCUUCAUUUUGUAAAUUCCAGAUCACAAAAUCAUGGUCUUUUUUGGACAGGGUUGGGCAGUUGUUGGGGGGUUCAGAGUUUCUUACAACCAACCAAAGAAACUUGCACCAAUGUCAUACAUUUAUAGGCCUAUUUAUGGGAGUAAAAAUCCAUGCUUUUUAUGCCCCCGAAGAUCGGGGGGCAUAUUGUUUUUGUCCUGUCUGUCAUUCUGUCUGAAACUUUAACCUUGCUAAUAACUUUUGAACAGUAAGUGAUAGAGCUUUGAUAUUUCACAUGAGUAUUUCUUGUGACAAGACCUUUCCAUGGGUACCAACAUUUUUGACCCCGUGACCUUGACCUUGGAGUUUGACCUAGUUUUUGAAAACUUUAACCUUGCUAAUAACCUUUGUACAGUAAGUGAUAGAGCUUUGAUAUUUCACAUGAGUAUUCCUUGUGACAAGACCUUUCCAUGGGUACCAACAUUUUUGACCCCUUGACCUUGGAGUUUGACCUACUUUUGAAAACUUUAACCUUGCUAAUAACUUUUGAACAGUAAGAGAUAGAGCUUUGAUAUUUCACAUGAGUAUUCCUUGUAACAAGAUCUUUCCGUUGGUAUUGAACCUUUUGAUCUUGACAUUUGACCUACUUUAAAAUUUUUUUUACAUUGGUCAUAACUUCUUAAUGGUAAAUAUUAGAGCUUUCAUAUUGUACAUGAGCAUUUCUUUUGACAAGAUCUUUCUACUGGUACCAAGAUAUUUGCCCUUGUGACCUUGGCCAUCUUCGGAAUUGGCCAUUAUUGGGGGCAUUUGUGUUUCACAAACACAUCUUGUUUGUAUCAAAAUGUGCUUUCCAGAAUCAGCUGAACUCUGUUAAUUAAGGCAAUCCUAUUUUUAUAUUUCUGCAAAACAUCAAAGUUUAAAAACUGCUUUUCAUUUUCAUUAAAAUUUUGCAUUUUUGUACCAGAAAAGGUUCUUUAUUUUGAUUGGAAGAUAUUUAGUCCAAAUAAUGAUGAAUUUUAUUGCAGAUUUUUUUUAUGCACUGUGAAUUAGACAUGUUAAGAGUUUUUAUCAGUUAUGUGAAUUUUGGAAUUGGCAACAAGGUUCAAAAGCAGGGCAUUUUUUGCACUUUUUCAGUUUCUCUUUUUCAGUACCCUCGCCAUCUUGGAAAUAAAAUUUCUAUAGGUGGUUCCUUAUGUUAAGUAAUAUUGAUAAUACGAAAGAAGAAGAAGAAAUUCUCAGUACCGGGUAAUAUAUAGAAAUAAUGCAUGUACUAGUAUGUUAGCAUCAUCAUGAUGUGUACAUUGAAAUAUGUUCAGUUGUUGGCCACAGAGGUCAAAGUAAGUUAGAAGCUAUAUAUAGGAAAAAUAUCUUCUCAAGAACACACAUGGCUUCAAAUAAAUGUUGAAUAAUCUGUAAAAAAGACUAUAAUUUGUUGAAACAAUGCAAGUGUCUGCAUGCUGUUUAGAUUCAACUUUAUGGAUGUUAAGUUUUAGAUACCUCACUGAUGCUUAGUAGUUGGGUUUGGAAAUUACAAAAUCUCAAGAGUAACGAGGUUACCAUUUGUUGAUUAUGUGCAAUCAUCUGUGUAUCUAGAAUAUUGAUGUAGGUGUGUGUUUGAAUUUUAACCCCGGGGCCAUGAACAGUUUAUUAACAUGAACAGUUUAAGAAUAGAAAUAACAAGAACAAAUUAUGUUUGGAAAUUCUUCGUGAACAACUGUUCAGUUAUGGGCCUGCUUUAUGGGUCCAAAGAUUAGGUGAUUGAUUCCCUACAAAACAUGUUAGUAAGACCAAAGAUUAGAUGAUGGAUUCCCUAUAAGACUGAGGUGACUGAAGGGAGAUUUGUAUACUGAGGUCCUGUGUAGUGAAUUCCCUAUAAGACUGAGGUGACGGAUGGGAGAUUUGUAUACUGAGGUCCUGUGUAGUGAAUUCCCUAUAAGACUGAGGUGACGGAUGGGAGAUUUGUAUACUGAGGUCCGGUGUAGUGAAUUCCCUAUAAGACUGAGGUGACGGAUGGGAGAUUUGUAUACAGAGGUCCUGUGUAGUGAAUUCCCUAUAAGACAGGUGACUGAAGGGAGAUUUGUAUACCGAGGUCCUGUGUAGUGGAUUCCCUAUAAGACUGAGGGGACUGAAGGGAGAUUUGUAUACCGAGGUCCUGUGUAGUGAAUUCCCUAUAAGACUGAGGUGACUGAAGGGAGAUUUGUAUACUGAGGUCCUGUGUAGUGAAUUCCCUAUAAGACUGAGGUGACGGAUGGGAGAUUUGUAUACUGAGGUCCUGUGUAGUGAAUUCCCUAUAAGACUGAGGUGACGGAUGGGAGAUUUGUAUACCGAGGUCCUGUGUAGUGAAUUUUCUAUAAGACUGAGGUGACUGAAGGGAGAUUUGUAUACCGAGGACCUGUGUAGUAUAUAGCUCUAAAAUUAUUCAAUAUACAUGUAAAUACAAUUUUUAUCAUGCAGAAUGUGAAAUAGAGGCAUUGGGGAAACCUUGUUGUCAAUGAGAACUUUGAUACCAUUUUGUACUAUUGCUUAUUGUUGUUGACACAAUGUAAAUAUCUGGGUAUUUCAGUGUUAGAAUGUGUAUACCGCCACGUGUUGCAGUGUUGAUGUAAGGUUACGGUCUAUAGAUUUAUGAUUCUCAGGCUGCUCGUUAAGUAUAUUAGGUUAUUAUGAUGAUUGUUUAUGACGUGAAAAAAAAGUGAAUUUUAAUAUGAAUGAUGUAACUAAUACUGAAAGUUAUCAGUCUGUUGCAUGUAAACUUUACCUUUGACAUAUGACAACCAAUGUCAAAUCAAAUUAUUUAUUAUCAAAUAAAAUGAUUUAUUAUACCUUAUGGUAUAUAAUCCUCACACCA